AUGAGCUUCGAUAAACUUAUGCUGAAUCGACCAAAUUAUACGGCAAGAAAAUUAUUAUAACCCUUCUUUGCAUCAUCCAGACCUCAGAAUUUCGUACACACUCCUACUAUGAAUAAAACUGAAAAUAAGGAUAGACCAUAAAAUUUUAUAGAAACUUAAAGAAAGACUUUUCAUUAAAAAAAUGAUUCCAAUAAAUCUUAAUCUAUUAGCAUCAAAAAAUAAAGGGUUCAAGAUGCCUAUAACACAUUAUCCGAUUUCAAUGAUAAAAAAUAAAUCAUAGCAUCUCUAAAGACUCUGAACUCUGCCGAUGAGAGGUUCAUCAUUUCUAAUAAAUUAGAAUACAAUUGAUCGACAAAAUAUUAGAGAGAAAAGAUGAAAUGAUGAUUGCACAAUUAAAAUUAAAAGCAGUCAAAUUAGAACCCAUCUUCAAUGUUAUCAGAAGGAAGUUGCGAAAACAACGUUUAGGAAGUGCUACUCCCAAUUAAUCAAAGAAAGGAACCAUCAUUCUGCGCCAGAAAACUUCAGAAGACCUACCUCAAACCAUGCCCGAUCAAACCAGAGACAGCAAGGAGAAAUAGGACCACAGUCUCAACCAAUAAGAAACCAUCAUUGAAGAUUAGAUCAUUGAAAAAUUAUAGACCAAAUUCACUGCAGGAGUAGCAUUCUCAUGGCUUGCAAAUCGACAUGACAACAAACAAGGUAUUAUUAAAAUUACUACCAGUUUUAAGUCCAAUUAGAUCCUGAUCCCACUGAACGGCAAUACUUGAGGAGAUCAACUGCCUUGCAACACGGAAAAAACACCAUGAAUAGGCUUAAACAAUAGGUAUCAAAAAAAGUAAGUGAAAACUCGGAAGAACUAAUUAGAAGAGGUAACUUUAAUACAGAACAGAAAAAAGAGAAAUACGAUCUGAGUAAAAUCAAAGCCAAAGUCGAUUCGGGAUUAAAUAAACCUUAGCAGUCUUCGUUACCUAAGAUUAACAUUAUAAAACGGUAAGAAACUCUGGGAUAUAUAACAUCUGAGAGGAAGGAAAUUUCUACACUUGGAGAAAUCUAAACAUUGAGAAGUGACAAUAAAUUAAGAUUCUAAAAACUCUGA
Paramecium octaurelia is the source of this 1096-nucleotide messenger RNA. The record is from the annotation of a GenBank genome assembly. Lineage: Eukaryota; Ciliophora; Oligohymenophorea; Peniculida; Parameciidae.